AUGACACAAAAGACAUCAUCACACUCACGAUCGCAGUCAUCAUCAAAGAAAAAUCAACAGCAACAACCAUUACUACGUGGUAAUAAUAAAAACCAUUUAGAAACAAUUUACGAAGAAUCAGGCGGAAGUUGCUCGACUGUGUUGAAUAAGUCAACAGCGUCUCUAGCUCAACCAGUAUCAAAUAAAACCGUGAUGCCAUCGCAAGGAUCAGAAACAAUAUCAAAUACCAAUAACAGCAGUGAUCACGGUGGAUUAAUAUCAUCGAGAUCAAUACUACCGGUUAAUUUACAAAUACAAAAGAAGAAAACACGUUCAUUAGAGCGUCCGAUUGAAUUGACUGAAGACCAAAAAUCUAUUUUAUCACAGCCUACAUCGAUAAUAAAAACACGCAAACCACGUUUACCCGUAGAAAUUCGUUAUCGUGAUGGUUCAAAACAAUAUAUACUACCUAUUACAAAUCCACAUGUUCAACAUUAUCGUCAACAAUUACUCCAAUUUAAUUUGCCACCUAAAUAUGAACAAUCAUCAGAUGAGCAACAACAACAGCAUUCCAACAAAGACAAUCGGCGAUCGCAUGGAGAAGACAAGUCACAGAAAGACCGUAGUCAACAAUUUAGAAAACAAUUUAUUAUUAUAAACGCUCAGGAUAUUCCAUCCUCUGCUACUCUCGAAUCAUCAUCGACAUCGUCACCAGAAUAUGCACCAUCGACAGCAACCAGUACAACUACUACUACUCGUCACAUACCACAACAGUAUUAUACACAACACAUUCAACAUCCAGUAAAUUCAUCAUAUCAACAACAACAUCCGACAUCGGUCACAAGAGCCCCGACGGCUCCGUCCUAUCAACUACGACCGCAUCAGAGACGGCAUGUAUCACAAAUCGAUAAUAUUCGCAGUCGAUCCCUGCCUCCACCGCCACCAAGACUACCAUCGAAUGUACACUCGAUACGAUAUGCUUCAACGGAUCGCCUUCGCCAACAAUCGGACUCAUUGAAGAAGAGGACAGAAGUAUCUUCUGUACAAACAAAAAAUACACCCUCACUGCAGAUAAAAUUAACAAAUGAGAAUGACAUACAUGAGGAAAUAAAUAACCAAAAACGAAAAACAACAACAAUUGUUGGCGGUGUUAAUAGUGCAUUUAAACCAUUUUCUAAACGAGAUAUCAAACAUCAGAAACUACCGCCAUCACAUGCGAAAAAUGUGACAAGUCAGCCAGUACCCAACGGCGUACUACCAAACCAACAACUUCCACAUUCAACUCUGUCUUCCAAGCAUGAUGGACAAAACUCAUCUCAGUUCACAUUCUAUGAACAUCACCAGCAACAAUAUCGAUCUUCCAUUCGCCCGACAUCUAUGCAUACGACAUCGUCCUUUACACCGUCGAUGUCAAAUAAAUAUCGUUCAUUCAGUUCCGAUACGAAUCGACCAAUAACCAACUACACAAAGCAAACAAACUUCUACAACCAACAAAUGCAGUAUCCAAACAGCGAAAUACGAGCUCCACAGCAGCAAACAUUGAGGGCCGAUCAACAAUCAUUCAAUUACAACCAUCAGUUCGCUGGUGAUAAAAAUCAUAAUAGUAACAAACGGUCAUCCUCGUUACAAACAACAACAAAUCGUGCUAUACCGGUAAAAUCAACGGUAUCCAAAGGUGCAUUUGACGAUGCAACAUAUCGUACGCGAUCCUAUUCAAAUCACAAUCCACAACCGUCACCUACUAUUAAUAUUGAUCCGUCUUUACAAUGGUACACAUUCGACUCAUGUGUUCAAGAUUUGCCUCAUUUAUCAUCAAAAUAUGCACAAAAUCCAAUUCGUGUUACACUGACAACACGCUCAAAAGAAAAUAAAUCAUUUCUGGCUUCUACGCAGAACUCCGAACUAGAACAACGUCUGUUACAAGCUGGUUUAUCACCAGAAACAGUCGCACUAUACGAAAGAAUACUAGAAGUUGCUGAUGUUAAGCAACCAACGCCAUCAUUACUGACUACUACAUACCGCUAA
Molecule: messenger RNA, 2004 nt
Organism: Didymodactylos carnosus
Lineage: Eukaryota; Metazoa; Rotifera; Eurotatoria; Philodinida; Philodinidae
Source: the annotation of a GenBank genome assembly